CGUUUCUUGUUAUUGUCUGUUAAAACAGAACACUGACCACUUAUCUAGUAGAUAACACACGAGGAGUGUCGUUAUCAAUAUUUUAGCAGCUGCUAAUCGGGCACGUGGCACCGAUUUUUCUGCGAUAAAAAAUCACAGAGGCAUCAUUGUCAUCAAUAUAAAAAUUGAUGUAUUUAGAGUGCUGGAGAAAAAGAUCGAGUCCAGGAGACAUCCGAAUGAAACGAACCUGAUCUGUCUAAUGACUGAUUCGUCCAGAUGACACAAGGAAGAUUAUAGCAUCUGAGCGCUCGAAGUUACGCAACGCUUGGUUCUCUACGCGGUAAAAUCGUCGGCAAUUUCCCAGAGAGUGUCAACGAUCCUCACAGUCGCACGUUAAUGCCCAGAGAAUUUCUCUUCCGCGUGUUAACAGCACUUGCACAGAGAUCAAGCGACACAGUGACCUUUGAUAUGUGCCGUGUCGCGAAGCAAGCGGGAAGGUUAAGUUGUACGACAGUGAGGUUAGGUCGCGCACCCCUAAAUUUGGAAUUUCCACCUUGGGUCGUCCCGGCAGUCCCGCGGCCAAUUCACAGGCGGGUAUUUCCCGGCAAAAAUCUCCGCUACGUACUCUGAUAAACGAAAUAUAGCCGGUGGAAUUACAUAAUGUUGAGACCAGAAGACCGUGGCGGAGUUCGUCUUAAAGGACGCGAGUUGAGAGGCGAUACUGUCAAUAUUUUGUAAUCAACAAAAUGUUUACUCGACAAUUAAUAUUUUCUGCAAGAAUAAUUUCACGUGCAAGAUUAUUGAGAACAUUGCACAAUAAACCAGAAGAAGCAAAUUUAACUAGUGAAGUAGAAAUUCCAGUGCCAUGGGGUAAAGUAACUGGCCAACUAUGGGGGUCUCAGAACAAACAGCCUAUCUUGGCUAUACAUGGCUGGCAGGAUAAUGCAGCAUCAUUCAAUCUUCUAGCACCUCUUAUAGCAAAGAAUACACCAGUUUUAGCAAUUGACUUGCCCGGUCAUGGCCUGUCAUCAUGGUUGCCACCAGGAUCUAUUUAUACUGAGAUAGUGUAUGUUUUGUUAAUCAAACGUAUCAUGAAAUACUUUGAAUGGGAGAAAAUAAAAAUAAUGGCACAUUCUCUGAGCUCGAUGACAACAUAUUGGUAUGCGGCAUUGUUCCCGAAAGAAUUGCAAUAUGUCAUAGCUUUGGAUUACUUCAAAUUUCCAGUUUUGGAUACACAUUAUUAUGCUCAUGCGUUUGGAAAUGCAAUUAAUUCACUGGUCAAGCUGGAAGAAAACAUGAACAAUCAAGUUAGUUACUCAAAAGUUGAGAUGAAAAAAAAAUGGUUGGCAAGGCUUGAACAAAUAGAUGAUGCGGCAUGCAACACACUUAUGACUAGAGGAGUUCGUCAGAAGGAAGAUGGGAUGUAUGUUUUGAGCAGAGAUCCUAGAAUACGGAUAAUACCUAUUCAUUCUAUUUUUUCAAAGGAACAAAUGGAAGAUUUUGCAAAGCUCAUAACGUGCCCAUAUUUGAUAUUGAGAGGAACCGAAUCACCUUAUAUAGAAAAAAAAGAAUAUUAUCAUAGUGCCAUACAAAUAAUGCAACAGCAUAACAAGGAUGUCUAUUACGAAGAAGUGCCAGGAAAGCAUUUUUUUCAUCUCAUGCUUGCAGAACCUGCAGCAAAUGCUAUUAAUCGAUUUUUAGAGAAAUAUGAUUGAAAAUAUAGAAUUUUAAUUAAAUUAAUCUCUAUGUCACAUCUAAAGUGAAAAUAAAGUUUUCAAGGAAUUUAUUUA
Molecule: messenger RNA, 1769 nt
Organism: Odontomachus brunneus
Lineage: Eukaryota; Metazoa; Arthropoda; Insecta; Hymenoptera; Formicidae
Product: probable serine hydrolase
Exons: 4
Coding region: 726-1694 (322 amino acids)
Source: RefSeq, a predicted model, not a curated record